Oryzias latipes (Japanese medaka) is the source of this 7676-nucleotide messenger RNA. NCBI's taxonomy places the organism in Eukaryota, Metazoa, Chordata, Actinopteri, Beloniformes, Adrianichthyidae. The record is from RefSeq and is a predicted model, not a curated record.
CUCAUCACUUUGUCUCUCUAGUGCCAGUCCUUUGCUCCAACCUCUUUACAAACAAAUUAUAGCUUAAUAGUUUUUCCUGAUCAUUUGGAGCGGGAGCCCCAAUUUAUGAGGAAAUACUUGGUAAAGUCCACCAUCAACUUUUUCUUGGAGUACAAAGGAGGAAGUUAUCUUUUUUUGGCUGCAUACACAAGUCCUUCAAAAACCCUGCUAUAGCUGGUCACAGCUUCUGAUUCAAAAUGUUAUUUACUCUAGGACUGCUUUUCCUUCUAACCUCACUUGCCUCCUCUGAAACCACAACCAGCGAGAAGAGAGAUGCCGCAGAGAGAAACACAACUAAAAUCCGUGAGGUUUUAAACUCUUCUAAACCAAAAAUCCCAGCUUUGGCUUUGACGCAAACCUUUCACCCCACCUUUAAACCAAACCCAGUAAAUCAGACCAUUUUCCCACUUCAGCCACUAAACUCAAAGUUCAACCAGUUAACACUACUAAGGCUGGCAAAAGUAGACCCAGACCUACAGAUGCUCCAUCAGUAGCAGCAAAAAAUCCUAAGACGAACAAAGCCGUGUCCAACAAUGGCAAGCAUUUAGCCAACCAGACUGUCUCAGAUGAGUUGACCCGUUAUGCUAAAGGUAGAAAAGGGAAGCUUAGUUCCAACGGAACGCCAAAUGUUCGGUCAACAUCCGUAAAGUCUCCUUUAGCCCGCAUUGCAAAACUGUCAACACACAAACCCCAAUCUGUCAAUCACACAGUCCCAACUGUAUCAAAUCAUAGGAAGUUAUCAGAGGGUGAAGCUGCUCAAAAUGCCUCAUCAUCAUCAGUUAAGUCUCAUUCAGUCCGCAUGGACAAAAUCAUCAAAAACAAACCGAAGCAAACAGUCAACCAUACAAUUUCAAAUGGACCUAUUUUAUCCAGUCAUAGCAAGACUGCCAAAAAUAAGACAAUUCCAAAUGUUCCUUCAGUAUCCAAAAAAUCUCCCUCAACUCACACUGCUAAAGCCGUCACACAUAGACCUCUGCCAUCACUCAAUCAAACAGAUGUGAAUGAGUCUCAUUCAUCCCAUAACAGCAAGACCAAAGAGGAGGAGUCUGCUCAAAAUGUUUCAUCAAAAGCCACAAAAUCUCCACUAGUACAUAUCACAAAACCUAUCAAAAACAAACCCCUGCAACCGACCAAUCACACAACAACUGUUGAAUCUGCCACGACCGGCCAUAGCAAGGCUGUCAAAAUGAGACAUUUCAAAAUGCGCCAUCAGCCUCCACUAGCUCUCCAUUAACAUCCUCUGGAAAAUCCACCAAAAACAAACCCCAGCAAUCAGACAAUCCCACAAUUUCCAACAAAUCUGGUCAUAGAAGGAAAACUGAAGGCCACUCUACUCAAACUAUUCAGUCCACAAAGACCAAUACUAUCGAUGGUCCAAAGAUAACCAAAGGCAUCAAUCAGACUGUUUCUACCAUUCCCCUGGUCAAUGCCACAAAGCCUCCAAUAAAAGAUGGAAAAGGUUUAAAAGUAGCAACAUUAAACAAGACUUCCAUUGAGGUCCCCAACAAAAAACAGCCAACUGCUUCACAGCCAGUAACAGUGGUCAUCUGUAAUGGCUGUGACUCAAACAACAAGGAUCAAGAAGUGAAGCUGUCACCUGGCAAUCCUCUGGUGGUGACUCAUAAGAUAAGCUUGCAGCCGGGGGGCUGCCCUGAUGGACAUGAGGUCAAGUUGGAUGCCCUGAAAGAUUGAGUAGCCCGGCUAGAAAAGGAGAUGUCCUUUCUAAAAGAACAAUGCCCAUGUUCUACUAAAUGUCCAAAUGGCUGUAGUGAAAAAGGGAAGGUGUGAAAAGGGAAGCUGUAUCUGCCAGCAGGGGUUCAUGGGUGCAGACUGCAGUAAGUGCAAACAAGGGGCAGAUUGUAAUACAAAAAAUGAGACUACAGCAAAAACCAAAAAACAGCAAGGAGGCACUUCUGAAAAGCAAAAAAUUGUCCCAAAAUUUAAUGACCAAGAAAGCCCUGCAAAAACGUACCCUAAAUCUGACCACCCAAAAGACGAGCCUCAGGGAAAUGAGAUCCAUCACAACGAAAAGACGUCUAUUCCACCUGAAAAGAAGAACGCUACAAAUGCAACCACUCUUGCAGCAUCAGACAAAGUCAUCUUGAACAAAGCAACCAUUAAUGAGACCAGGAGGACAGGAGGAUUAGGGUCAGUGAAGGUGGCAAACAUCUCCUCACACAGCCUCACUGUCAAAUGGUUAGCGCCACAAGAGAUGUUCAAAAAGUUUUCAGUGACCAAACGAGAGCUACUGUCGGAUGGCGACAAAAAGGAACCCCUGAGAGUCGAGGAACAGGACAAAAGCUCGACUGCGGGCAACACCACUAUGGUGGAAAAUGAAAGUACAACUGCAUCCUCUGGAAAAGCUGCUGGAUCAGAAACUGAAGCUAAGAGGACCUCUGUGGUGGUCCCAGGCCACGCACGCUCUGUGGAGAUCACCAAUCUUCAGGCAAACACACGCUAUGUCCUGCAAGUUUAUGGCAUGGCAGGAAGCAGAAGAUCAAGAACCCACCGAGUGACAGCAACUACAGGCCCUGAGCCUCCAACACAGAUGGUUUUCAGUAAUGUCACUGAAUCAUCUGUUGGUGUUUCCUGGGUCAAACCAAAGACAACAUUUACAGGCUUCCGAGUUACGUACAUCAACAUUGUGUCAGGGGAAAGUCGAUUUGUGUCACUGGGAUCCAAACAGUCUCAUGUUGUCUUGUCUAAGUUGUCUCCGGGAACUUCUUACAUGAUUAGCAUCACUGCGACCAACGACGCAGCCCAGAGUGAUGAUCUCACAUCCAUUGUAACCACUGUCCCCGCCCCUCCAAAACAUCUUCAAGUCACGUGACACAUAAUAGAGCUUUGCUACGGUGGACUCCCAGUCUUGGGAAAGUUGACCGCUUCAUUAUCAGCUCUGAGUCCUCCAAGAAUUGACAUCUCUGAGGCUGGAUACGUGGAUGAUGGCUGUUCAGCCACAGAACACUACCUGAAGAUUUUGAGAGUAUUAAGAAAACCUACUGACUGACUUCAUUUAUGGAUGCAGAUAGAGGACAUUUACAUUCUUUAAUUAAAGUGUACUUUUCAAUAGGGUUAAACCAUAGAGAAAUACUGCUUUCACUCAGCGCUGUUGAUGGAAUUAUAAUCAGCCUUCGGACUCUUCGAAGAAUCUUGUCAACACUGAGACUUCACAGAAGAAAAAACCAAAGUGACAUUCUUGACAUUGCAUUAUUUCUUAUUGGACAACUGCAGACUUAUGGUCAACUUAAUGGAUACAAACUGCAACAUCUUAGAUGUAUACAGGAGGGAUUUGUUGUCACCCAGAACACAGUGAGACAGUUAAUCAAAAUUCUUGAUCCCAGAGGUGUUGAGUUGAGACAACGUAAUCGUCUCCGUCGUCGACUGUAUUGUAAUCCAGGACCAAACUUUAUUUGGCAUGUGGACUCUUAUGACAAACUGAAACCAUAUGGAAUUUGUCUGAAUGGGGCUGUGGAUGGGUUUUCCAGAAUGCUUAUCUGGCUUCAUGCAUACUCUACAAACAGUAAUCCUAAAAUUAUUGCUGGAUAUUUCAUUUCAGAAGUUGAGAAAAGAGGUGGUACUGCAGCCAGAGUUCGUACAGACAUGGGGACAGAGAACGGUACAAUGGAAGACAUUCAAAGAUUUUUACGCCUUGAUCAUGAUGACAGCUAUGCCAGAAAUUGCUUCAUUUUAGGAUCCAGCACCCACAAUCAGCAAAUAGAGAGCUGGUGGGCUUUCAUAAGGAAACACCAUGCACAGUACUGGAUUAACGUUUUUCAAAAACUGAAGGAUUCAGAUGAUUUCACUGGGGACUUCUUGGACAAGCAGCUGAUUCUUUUCACCUGUUUGAAGAUCAUUGAGGUGUGUGCAUGUAUUUGAGAGAGAAAAUAAUAUAUGAUAAGGAUAUGCUUUUAAAUAAGGGAUAUGUAGUGUAUAAACAUGUUUGUUUUUGCUUGCCUUUCUGGAAGAGCUUCAAAAUGUUGUUAUUUUAUGGAACACUCACAUCAUUCGUCAGAGCAGAAAUGUGAUUGCUCCAAGUGGCAGACCAUGCAUGAUGUAUACCCUCCCGCAGCUUUUUGGUGGACAAGAUUAUUUGAAGCAAGUUUCCGAGCAAGCAGGGGCAACUUGCAAAGCACAUUGUCUUCAGAGAGGACCAUACACAUGUGAUGAAACAGUCUUCUCACUAUCCUGCCUCCUGAUGACAGAAAACUUUCUUCAUGCACCGACCACACCAAAUGAAGCAAUUGAACUGUAUCUAUUUUUAAGAGCUUCCAUACGUUCAAACCUGUCAGCCGUGUAACACUGGUUCAAAUCAACAGUUUCCUGCUUUCUUUACAAUCAACUUCUAUGUACUCAUAAUUGGUGUCAUAUUGUCAUUUAAUGCACCUUCAUAUAUUUUGUUUGAAGAACUUUGAAACUUUUUGCUGUUGUGUAUGACUGAAAAAAUGCUAUGACAUAAGAGUAGUGGAAUGUUAGUAAGAUAUGGAUCUAGGUUUACUCAGUUUUCUCAUAAAUGUGUAAGAUAUUUAGAUAUUUAAAUUCUACAUAAUAUACAUUUAAGUGUACAUGUUGGAGAACAAUUUUGAAAAUGUCAUUAAAAUUGUUAAAUCUAUCAUACAGUACACAACCUAUUCAAAUUUGGUCCAAUUUAUAAACCACACCCCACCUCAGUAAAUACAUAAAAUAUACUUUUCAUUAUGUCUAACACCAAAACUCUCCUUAAAGUUCUCUGUAUCUGGUGACUCAGGUCAGUUUUAAACUGAUAACUAAUCUGGAAAUGCAGUUAUGAUAAAAAGUUGAAAUAUCAAGGACUCAUGUUGAAUGCGUAAUGUUUUAAUCAUCACAAAAUAAACAAUUUUGGUGAUCAAACCAACAAUUUUGUUCUUUUCCUCAUAACAUUCAGAAAUGUUGCUACAUGUGCUUGACAUGGUAAACAAAAUGUUAAUUUAACAAGUGCUCUGAAAUGUCCUAUUGGGAGGAGGUUCUCUCCAUCCAAGUGCAAAACUGUAGAGCAGAUAUGUUUUAAAUCUGAAAAACCAAAUCUCAAAAGUGAACAUGAGAAACUUCACAUACAUUAAAAACGAGGACAAAAAUAAAUACAUUUGUUGUGAACCAGGACAUCAUUGUGCUUAAUGCACAUCAAACCAGAAAGGAAUAUAACAUAUAAUACUGCCCUGUAAAAAGAAAAAAAGAUAUGUAGAUGCAUUCUUCAAGCUUAACCUGCUUAACUUUGAAAAUCUUUUUAUGAACAGUGUUAAUGUUACCUCAAAUGCUUGUCUUUCACAGUAUUCUUUUAACCAGUCUUCCUUCUCAAUAAGUGAUUCUUUUCCAUUAGCAUCAAUAAGAAAAACUGUUGAAUAUGAAUUUUACAGUGGUACAUCGCAUUUGAACAUUCUCCUGAUAUUGUCUCUAUUCUUAAGUCAAAUAAAAAAAACUUCUUUUGGAAUAUGUUAAAUAGUAAUAACCAAAACGUUACCAAAACACUUUAGAGUUAUUUGUGCACAUUUGUGUUAUUUCUGUAAAACAUUUCAACAUAAAAAAAGAGAUUUCAACAGGCACCGUAUUUUUAAUACUACGCAAUGUUCAUAACAUAGCAGCUGUUGCUGCUCAGUAUAUUGUCGAGCUCCACACGCAGCUCUGGGAAGGACAAGUAUGUCCAAGGUAGCUCCAGAACUGGACCACAUGUAUGUGCUACUAGCCGCCGUACUUCAUCUAAGGAUGUGAAGAGAACUUCAGUUUUAGUAACACAAAGCACAUCUGAGCCAGCUGUAAAUCACAGAAACCUUCUGAGACCUGCCUGAUCCAGUCCUCUGAUGUACUGCUGUAAGUACCUCAGACUCUGGCUCUCAGCUUGUGUGGUAGGAUUAGCAUCUAAUAAUUUUAGAACCUUUCUUGCUGUAGGUUUCAUGUUUUCAUACAUUUCUUGAAUUUUUAGUUGGCUCUUGAAGACAUGUGCAAAUGUUGUUCUUGCAACUUCUGACAUUUUAUCAAGAGCAUAUUUUGGCUGUUGAAUGAUCAGAUUAUGUGCAACAUUUAAAAGCAUAGCUUUCAAGUUUUCUCUUGUUGGGAUAAAUUUAGCACCCACACGAUCUAAUAAAACAUGCUCCUCAUGCUCUUCACCAAGAAGAUCCUCCAGCAAAGCCUUGUUCACAAGAUCUCUCUCCUCUGGACUGAUGUAAAAGAGGAGUGACUCAAAUAGCAAGUCAGGUGACACCAAGUGCUCACCAAAAACCAGCGCCACUGUGAAAGCUGGUGCAAGGCGGCUAGGGAAAUAGCCAUGGUCUAGGAACCCCUUAACCAGGAUUCAUCCAACAGAUUUCCAUUCUUCCUCCUGCCACUUUAGGGAAAGUAAUGGAACUCUCAUGUCUUGCCCUUCAGCAGCACUGUCUAAAAACUCUGUCCAGAAAGCAGAAUAGACAUCUCUAGAAACUCCAUCUGCAUCUAUCUCAUCGAUAAAACUAAAUUUCAAAGGGCAGGUGAGCAAGCUGGGAUCUUUGAACUGUGUUAUCAGUUCAUCCAUAAGCAUUGUCGUGUGAAGUUUAAUGUUAACAUUAAUCGUGUCAUAUCCGGACAGCUCAGUAUUACUGUGUACUUCAUUAUCUGAUGAACUCAUACUAGGUAUGUGGGACACAGAGGUGGAUGAAGGCUGCUCAGUAACACUGGAUGUAGAUGGCACAUCACUGGUUGUGAUAUUGCUUGGACUUGCCAGCUCAAGGGCAGAAGAAGGAAUAAGAAGAACUCCAGAGUCUCCUUCAUAACUUGACAAAAUAGACACAGCAGAUGGUGGGAGCAUAAGAGCAGGUCCAGGCUCUUCAGUGGAGGUAGCUGUCGAUGGUGUAGAGUUGUUUGAGACAAACUGGUUCACAGAACUUAAGUUCAGGGUGGCUGAAGGAAGAUUAAAACUCACAGAUUCCCCUUCAUCACUUGAUGAAAUGGACAGAGUGUCUUCCAGUUGCCAUGCCAGAGGUUCACCGGUGUGAGGACCUAUCAGGACCUCUGAGAAGUUAGAUGAAUAUGAGGAGCUGUUUUCAUCCUCUGGCUCAUCGUGGUCCAUGUCGUCAUCUGGAAUACUGAUUUCUGUGAUUCUAGAUUCCUUCCGUUCUCUUGUGCAAAGAUAAAAUCUUAACGUUCCCAUUUUUAGCAGGGAAUAAAGUUCUCCUACUGUGGUGUUUUCAUCUAAUACUGCAUCCUCUUGAUAAUCUAAAAUAUCAAAAGUAAAAUUCUCCAGUUGUCCCUUUUUAGAUCUUCCAUUUGGAAAAAAUAGUUCCUUUGCAAUGCUUAAAAUGUCAGCCUUUUUUGCUUCCUUUGACAAAUCUAUUCUCCUUGUUCCACCUCCAUUUUUCUUGCGUAGCUACUUUCCUUCGUGUAUCCAUCCUAACUCAACCUUUCUGGUCUUUCUCACAGCCAGCUUGUUGUUCUUCAAAUAUGCCCUUGGAUGUGUUUGAGUUGUAUCAUGUUCCCCAUGGUCAGGGCCUUCUGAUUGUGUGUCAAAUCCCAUCUUUCUUUUUAGUUUUUGAAGCAAUGACUGCCGUUGUGCAUCUCUCUCACCUUUCUUUUUAUAUUCAGAGCAAAACCUUCGUGUGGCAAUCCUGUCACCGUAGAUUGGAACGUAGGUGGCCAAGCUGUCAUCAUCCAUGCUU